Molecule: messenger RNA, 1995 nt
Organism: Sinocyclocheilus rhinocerous
Lineage: Eukaryota; Metazoa; Chordata; Actinopteri; Cypriniformes; Cyprinidae
Gene: pde6gb
Product: phosphodiesterase 6G, cGMP-specific, rod, gamma, paralog b
Exons: 4
Coding region: 175-438 (87 amino acids)
Biological process (GO): positive regulation of G protein-coupled receptor signaling pathway; positive regulation of epidermal growth factor receptor signaling pathway; visual perception
Cellular component (GO): photoreceptor outer segment membrane
Molecular function (GO): 3',5'-cyclic-nucleotide phosphodiesterase activity; cGMP binding
Source: RefSeq, a predicted model, not a curated record
GUAACCCCUGCACCGCUCCCAAAGAAAGCCGAGCGUUGACAUCCACCCCUCCACAGGAGAGACAUACAUAAGAAACGGUGCAGCUGCACCCAGUCAACAGCCUGUCAAUCAACAAACCUCACUACAUCACGGGGAGCGAAUACGAAGAAAAGCGACCAACGGUGACCAGCAGCCAUGAAUCUUGAGCCGCCCAAACCAGAGAUCAAAUCCGCCACCCGUGUCACCGGUGGUCCUGCCACACCACGCAAAGGACCACCCAAGUUCAAGCAGAGGCAGACUCGCCAGUUCAAGAGCAAGCCACCAAAGAAGGGUAUCCAAGGUUUCGGAGACGACAUCCCUGGCAUGGAAGGUUUAGGCACUGACAUCACUGUCAUCUGCCCCUGGGAGGCCUUCAACCAUCUGGAGCUUCACGAGCUGGCUCAGUAUGGUAUCAUCUGAGCCUGUCACCUUCCCAUCAUCCUCUGGGCAAUUUAGACCCUUUCCUGUCAUGUUCCCCAAACCACCUGCCUCCAUCCUGGCCAUCGUCUCCAUGUGGACCGUUCCAACUUUUAUAACAGAAUAAACACCAAAAACCGCAACAUUUAUAAAAAUGGAAAAACUACGAAAAAUCAACAUCAACAAAAAGAAAAUCUGUCUUACUAUCUAUCCCACCGGUUUCUUUUCUUUCUUGCAGUCCAAGAACACGUUCUGCUCAAACUAUAGAACAGAAAAGUCUAUACGAUCCCGUCAGAUCAUAUUCUGUUUGCCUAGAAAAACUGCUGCUCUUUUCUUUGCUCUCUUCUUCUUUUUCUACUCUCCCUCCCUGUUUUCUUCUGGAACACAAAACAUACGCAAGCAAGACAGCCUCAGAGUGAGUUAAAGCAAGACACGUGCCCGUGAAAUGAAUGGCUUCUCAUUUCACGUGCUUCGGUGCCUCCUCUGUCCACCUUCGCCGAGUUCAUAAGAAAAGAUCGAAAUCCUGUAGAGAUGAAACACUCUGCUGGCCGACAUUAGAUUCCCAAAACUUUAUUUCAUCCCAUUAUUUCCCCAUCAAGGUAAUAAUUGCUGAUUUUAAUGCUUCGACCUUUUCAGUCCCUUGUACUUUUUUGUGUGUGUGUGUGUGUAUUCUGUGUAAGGAUACCCUCAGGAACCGUGUAUCAUGUUUGCUUUGUGCUUUGCAACCCCUUCAUUCAAUGCAUUUAUAUGUUAGCACACAUACAGGCACAAUUUCAUUUUUGGCUAUAAUUUUCGGUUUCAGUAAGUCUCUCAGGUGACUGUUAUGGAACAGUUUUGGGCUGUCAUGUCUUGUGUUUCUUUCAUCCGUGAUCAUUUUGUAUAGUGUUUUUUUUUUUUCUUUUCAUCGCCAUCGUCUGUCAUCCUCAUCAUCACACUCCUUGUUAUCAUUGUGCCCCACUUUAGUAUCAUUUCUAUCUAAUGUAUUCAUUACUUUCCAUUUGUAUAUUUCAUUGUAAAAUAUUAUUCAUUAUAAUUUAAUCUAUUCAUUUAAAUGUCCUGUAUCUUUCAUAGAUUUAUGAGUUUCUUUCACUUAAUUGGUAUUGUGUCAAGUAUGUGUUUAUUUCCCUAUGUUUAUGUUUGUUGCAUGCUCUAUCUUUCACUAUUUUGUUUAUGUUCAUUCAUUCAUUUGUUCAUCCAUUAGUUUAGUCACAUUCUAGAUUUUUCAUUUAGUAAGAAAAGCCGAUUUCCUGCAGAGUCAGAUCCUCAUGUAUCCAAAUAAUACAUCCAAAGUAAAUUCUAUGAAAAGAUGUGGUUUGCACAAGCAUGAACAUAUGUUAAUUUUUGCACAGAUCCUUUAUAUGUGUUAGGACUGUGUGUCCUUCUGAAUCCUUAAGUCUUGAGUGAAGUUCUUCUGUGUUGUUUAGGCCUGUAUUUUGCAGAUAUGGGGUUUCAGGCUGAACAUGUAUCCAUUUUGAGAGCAUGUUUGAGGGUUGACAACAUCAGUGACUAAAGUGAAGAUUUCUCUCUACGGGAUGAGAUCAAAAUAAAGCUUGAAAAAAA